AUGGUUAUGUGUAUUGCAGCAGUAGCAGGAACAGGAGCAAGAAGUAUCAACAGCAGCAGGCAGGAACAGGAGCAAGAAGCAUCAACAGCAGCAGUAGGGAACAGGAGCAAGAAGUAUCAACAGCAGCAGAAGGGAACAGGAGCAAGAAGUAUCAACAGCAGCAGAAGAGGAACAGGAGCAAGAAGAUCAACAGCAGCAGUAGGGAACAGGAGCAAAAGUAUCAACAGCAGCAGUAGCGGGAACAGGAGCAAGAAGUAUCAACAGCAGCAGAAGGGAACAGGAGCAAGAAGUAUCAACAGCAGCAGUACUGGGAACAGGAGCAAGAAGUAUCAACAGCAGCAGAAGAAAGAACAGAGAAGGAACAGGACAAGAAGUAUCAACAGCAGUAGCAGGAACAGGAGCAAGAAGUAUCAACACAGCAGUAGGGAACAGGAGCAAGAAGUAUCAACAGCAGCAGAAAGGGAACAGGACAAGAAGUAUCAACAGCAGCAGAAGGGAACAGGAGAAGUAUCAACAGCAGCAGUAGGGAACAGGACAGAAGGGGAACAGGAGCAAGAAGUAUCAACAGCAGCAGUACAGGAACAGGAGCAAGAAGCAUCAACAGCAGCAGUACCGGGAACAGGACAAGAAGUAUCAACAGCAGCAGAAGGGAACAGGAGCAAGAAGUAUCAACAGCAGCAGAAGGAACAGACAAGAAGACAACAGCAGCAGAAGGGAACAGGAGCAAGAAGUAUCAACAGCAGCAGUGGAACAGGAGCAAGAAGAUCAACAGCAGCAGAAGGAACAGGAGCAAGAAGAUCAACAGCAGCAGAAGGGAACAGGAGCAAGAAGUAUCAACAGCAGCAGAAGGAACAGGAGCAAGAAGUAUCAACAGCAGCAGUAGUGAACAGGAGCAAGAAGUAUCAACAGCAGCAGAAGGGAACAGGAGCAAGAAGUAUCAACAGCAGCACUGGGAACAGGAGCAAGAAGUAUCAACAGCAGCAGUACCGGGAACAGAGCAAGAAGUAUCAACAGCAGCAGAGGGAACAGGAGCAAGAAGUAUCAACAGCAGCAGAGAGGAACAGGAGCAAGAAGUAUCACAGCAGCAGUACGGGAACAGGAGCAAGAAGUAUCAACACCAGCAGUACGGGAACAGGGCAAGAAGUAUCAACAGGCAGUAGGGAACAGAGAAGAAGUAUCAACAGCAGCAGUAGCAGGAACCGGAGCAAGAAGUAUCAACAGCAGCAGUACGGAACAGGAGCAAGAAGUAUCACAGCAGCAGUAGCAGGAACAGGAGCAAGAAGUAUCAACAGCAGCAGUACCGGGAACAGGAGCAAGAAGUAUCAACAGCAGCAGUACCGGGAACAGGAGCAAGAAGUAUCAACAGCAGCAGUACCGGGAACAGGAGCAAGAAGUAUCAACAGCAGCAGUAGCGGGAACAGACAGCAGUACCGGGAACAGGAGCAAGAAGUAUCAACAGCAGCAGUACCGGGAACAGGAGCAAGAAGUAUCAACAGCAGCAGUAGCAGAUACAAGCAGUAUCAUCAGCAGGAAGCAGCAGUAGCAGGUAGAAGCAAUAUCAUCAAGAGGAACAAGGAGUAUCAUCAGCAGAAAGAAACAAGAACAAUAGCAGGAACAAGCAACAGCAGGAAUAAGCAGCAGCAGGAAGAAGCAGCAGCAGGAAGAAGCAGUAUCAUCAAGAGGAAUAAGCAGUAUCAUCAGCAGGAAGAAGCAAGAACAAUAGCAGGAACAAGCAACAGCAGGAAUAAGCAGUAUCAUCAGCAGGAAGAAACAAGAACAAUAGCAGGAAGAGCAGUAUCAGCAGCACAAUCAUAA
Homarus americanus (American lobster) is the source of this 1815-nucleotide messenger RNA. RefSeq lists its product as uncharacterized. The transcript is spliced from 4 exons. Bases 1 to 1815 code for a protein of 604 amino acids. The record is from RefSeq and is a predicted model, not a curated record. NCBI's taxonomy places the organism in Eukaryota, Metazoa, Arthropoda, Malacostraca, Decapoda, Nephropidae.